Messenger RNA from Phycomyces blakesleeanus NRRL 1555(-), 534 nucleotides. RefSeq lists its product as hypothetical. Gene Ontology annotation, cellular component: endoplasmic reticulum-Golgi intermediate compartment; endoplasmic reticulum; Golgi apparatus. The record is from RefSeq and is a predicted model, not a curated record. Bases 1 to 534 code for a protein of 177 amino acids. Gene Ontology annotation, biological process: UDP-N-acetylglucosamine biosynthetic process. Lineage: Eukaryota; Fungi; Mucoromycota; Mucoromycetes; Mucorales; Phycomycetaceae. The transcript is spliced from 5 exons. Gene Ontology annotation, molecular function: monosaccharide binding; glucosamine 6-phosphate N-acetyltransferase activity.
AUGUCUGAUAUCGCCCUCUUUGAUCACAACCUUAUCUCCCCAGAGGUUCAGGCCGCCCUUCCUCCUAACCACACCAUCCGCGCCCUCCGUUCAGGCGAUUAUGAACGCGGUUUCCUUCAGGUUCUUGAAGUAUUGACUGAAGUCGGCAACCACACCAAAGAAGAAUGGCUUGAACGAUUUGAUUAUAUCAAGAGACACAACCAUGAAUGUACGUAUAACUUUACUAUUGUUAUUACAGACGAUGUGAAGGACCGCGUUGUCGCAGCUGGUACUGUGUUCGUAGAACGUAAAUUUGUACACAAGAAUGGUUUGGUUGGUCACAUUGAGGAUAUUGCCGUCGAUGCUAGUCAACAAGGAAAGAAACUUGGUCUGAGAAUUAUCCAUGCCUUGAUGCACAUUGGCGCAAAGCGUGGUUGUUACAAAGUUAUCCUUGAUUGCUCUGCAAAGAACAUUCCUUUUUACGAAAAGUGUGGAUUUACUCAAAAGGAGUACGAGAUGGCCUGGUACGUCCCUGUCAAGAAGGCCAGCCUGUAA